CCUUUUCCACACAUUUCUAACAAAAUGUUUCAAAACUGCCAAUCCAUUUUAAGAGAAUGGCUCUCCUCUUUUUACGAAAGUUAUAAAUGUAAUUUUAGUAUCACUAAAACUUAUCUGGUGUAACUAUUUAACCACCGCCCUCCAACAUUCUCUUGCCUAGCCUUAAGACCGUGACAAUAUUACCAUGUUGUGAGUAAAAUCAAUACUUUUACAUUGGUCUAAUCGGUCCGGUCUGGCAAGGCCAACUUGAUAACAGGACCUUGGCCACAAUAAUCAAAGAAAAACAAAGUACCACACAACAGCCAAAAAAAAUGGUAUCAGCAAUAACAAAACUUGGCUUGAUUUUUUUCAUUUCUUUUUUGGUCCUAAUUCCAACCCUGCUAGCCCAUAUAGGCGAAUUCGACGAGUCAUGGCAGAAACGAGCUGAAGCUUCCAAGAAAGCUGCCCUUAGUGCCUAUGAGCCCAACCCAGAAGAAGUUACAGAAAAGUUGAACUAUGAAGUUAACAAGGUGACAGAGGGGUCCAACAGUACAAGGAGGGAACUCAAGAGGUACUUUGGUCCUUGCUUGGCCACAAACCCCAUUGACAGGUGCUGGCGUUGCAAGAAGAAUUGGGCCAACAACCGUAAGCGCUUGGCUCAAUGUGUUCUUGGCUUUGGUAGGAAGACCACAGGAGGUAUGCGCGGGAAGUACUACAUCGUCAACGAUCCGUCCGACAAUGACGUUCAGAACCCGAAACCGGGGACUCUGCGCCACGCCGUGAUCCAGAAGAAGCCGUUGUGGAUCUUUUUCUCACGCAGCAUGAUCAUCAGGCUGUCUCAGGAGCUGCUAAUCACGAGCCACAAGACCAUCGACGGGCGCGGAGCCAAUGUCCACAUUGCCUUUGGCGCUGGGAUUACAAUUCAGUUCGCUCAAAAUGUGAUCAUCCAUGGGCUGCGCAUACACGACAUUGUGUCCAGUAAUGGUGGCAUGAUUAGAGACUCUGUGGAUCACAUUGGGUUCCGUACGGUUGCUGAUGGAGAUGGGAUUUCCAUCUUUGGAUCGACCAACAUUUGGCUUGAUCACAUUUCCAUGUACCGUUGUCAGGAUGGCCUCAUUGAUGUCAUCCAAGGUUCUACUGCCAUCACCAUUUCGAAUUCCCACUUUACUCAUCACAAUGAUGUGAUGCUUUUUGGUGCUAGUGACAGCUUUGAAGGGGACAAGAUUAUGCAAGUGACAGUGGCGUUCAACCAUUUCGGAAGAGGACUUGUUCAGAGGAUGCCAAGGUGCAGAUGGGGUUUCUUCCAUGUGGUCAACAACGACUACACUCACUGGCUCAUGUACGCCAUUGGUGGAAGCUCACAUCCCACCAUUAUUAGCGAAGGAAACCGCUUCAUAGCCCCUCCCAACACUGCUGCUAAACAAGUGACCAAGAGGGACUAUGCUGGUGAGUCGGAAUGGAAGACAUGGACAUGGAGAUCAGAGGGAGAUCUAAUGAUGAACGGAGCUUUCUUUAUUCAAUCAGGAAAUCCCAGCAAGAGAAGGCCAUUCGGCAGACGUGACAUGAUCAAGGCCAAGCCUGGUACUUUUGUCACUAGGCUUACACGCUUUGCAGGUGCCCUUAACUGCAAGAUCGGCAAGAAAUGCUAGAAGAUAUCUAUUAUUAACUUUUAAUUCCUCUAAAAAUAUCAGCACAAAUAUGUUGAAAAGAUCAGCCGAGUGGAAAAGGUGGCAUUAAAAAUGCCUUUGCUUUGGACUGUAGGAGGAGUAUGUGAAGGCUUAAAAGGAAUUUUUACUUAUUUAUUUUUUUGUUUUGUUUUAAAGUCCAUGUUCGUUUGUUUGUUUCUAUUUUCGUUUGUUUGUUUUUUUUAAUCAGUUGAAGACAGAGGGACAAGAUUUGGGUUACACAAAAUCUUCAAGACGUAAUCGAUAAAACUCUUUGAAGUUAAUUUUUUUAUACGCAAAGACAUGAAUGGGCAUAAAAUGAGUACUGAUGUACAUUGGAAUAUGGAUGUACGAACAAGCCUGUAGUUAUAUUCUGGUAGACUUAGAAAUGUUUCAUCAAGAACUUGACAUAAAUGUAAUCCAUUUUGGCGAAGCAGUUUUUACAGCUUCAUAAUACAUCUAUUUAUAUUAUUAAUGAUUCAAUUAUUACAAAGCUAGUCGUGUAAUCUACUAGUGCUGAAGAGAAUAAUCAAACUAAAUUAACCGCUAUUAUA
This is a messenger RNA of Humulus lupulus (European hop), 2197 nucleotides long. RefSeq names its product pectate lyase-like. The transcript has 4 exons. NCBI's taxonomy places the organism in Eukaryota, Viridiplantae, Streptophyta, Magnoliopsida, Rosales, Cannabaceae. The record is from RefSeq and is a predicted model, not a curated record. Gene Ontology annotation, molecular function: pectate lyase activity. The coding region runs from base 312 to 1628 and encodes 438 amino acids.